This is a messenger RNA of Cladocopium goreaui, 3405 nucleotides long. NCBI's taxonomy places the organism in Eukaryota, Dinophyceae, Suessiales, Symbiodiniaceae. The record is from the annotation of a GenBank genome assembly.
AUGCAGGUGGUGUCGUUACUGGAGAACAUGAAGCAAGAACUGGUGGCUGAGGGAGAGCAGGAACAACAGAACUUCGAUAAGUUCAACUGCUACUGCCAGAGCCAGCGCGAGUCGCUGAGCGCUGAGCUCAGCGCAGCUGAGAAACGGCUGCCGAGCCUCCUCUCCGAGACCGAAGCCUUAGAAGCCUCCGCGGUGAGUUUGGAGGCGGAGCUGAAGAAAGAUUCCAAGGAUCGCAAGGAGGCCACAGAGGGAGCCGAAGAAGUGAGGGAGUUGCGGGAGAAGACCAGUCAAGAGAGCCGAGGAAGGCUCCAAGCUCUGUCGAAGAACUUGCAAGCCCUGGACAGCGCCAUAGGUUUGCUGCGGCAAGGCGCAAGCUUCCUGCAGAUGCCAACCUUGGAAUUGGAGGAGGUGGUAGAGACGCACCUAAAGCCAGAGGACAGGCACCAUGGUUUUGACCGUCUAGAGGUGGUUUUGUCAGCUGUAGGACGCGCGGACACAAGAAGUCCUGAGUUUUUUGGAGGGUUCCAGCGAGGGUUCUCCUAUGACGAGUCUGGUUUUGGGGACCCUCGAGUCACUGCUUCUGGGCUGGCGUGGGUGCGCUGGGAGAAAUGGAAGGACCAGCUGCAGCAAGACUACGACGAAGCCAAAGCCGCCCAAAACCUGGCCACGCGCGACUUCGCAGCGCUGAUGCGCUCGAAGACGGGGGAAGGCCGCUCCCUUCAGGAGCAGCUGGGGAAGAAGUCCCAACGUCUGGGGGAUUUGAAGCUACGCCUGGUGGAAACUCGAAAGGAUGCUGCUGAAGUGAAAAAGCUGAAAAUGGAGAACUACAAGCUCCUCUCCGACCUGACCGAGUCCUGCGACCGCCAAGCGGCCGCCUGGAAGCAGCGUUGGGCCGUCCGCGGCGACGAGCUGGCGGCGGUCUCGGAGGCCUUGGAAGAAGUGACGGCGUUCCAAACGGCCUUGGUGCAGGAAGCGGUGAGCUUCCUUCAACUGCCAGCGUUGGCCAAUGCGGCCGCGCAGAAACUCGCGGGCCUGGGCUCGGUACAUCCGCGAACGCAAUUCAUCAUGCUGGCGCUCAAGGGAAAGAAAAUUGGCACGGAUGAAGUGAUGCGGAUGAUCGACAAGAUGGUUGAGAAUCUGGAGGAAGAGAAGACAUCUGAGGCGAAGAAGAAACAGAAUUGCCGCGGAGAAUAUCGCCUGGUGGCUUCAAGAGAGGGCAGCCUUCAGAGCAAGCAGCAACAAGCUGAAGAAUCGCUCCGCGAUGUGCAGGAGCUAUUCCUGCAGAUGGAAGACGAUUUGAAGCGAAUGGACGGAAGCAUUCAGGAGUUAGACAACUCCGUAGAGAAAGCCACGGAGCUUCGCAACGCCGAGCGUCUAAGUCACAGCGAGUUGAAGUCGCAUUCCCUGGAGACUCAGGAGAUGUUGGAGAGCGCCACGAAACGCCUCGAAAGGACCUUUCGGAAACGUGACGAUGGUUCCUUCUUAGAAGAGGUGUCUUCCCGCUUCCACCAUCGCCAUCGCGUGACCGAUGCCGACUCCGACACCUCUGCACGACUUGGGUCCAAGUCGCGUGCCCUGGGAGUCAUUGGGUUGCUUCAGCGCAUCCUGGAGGACGCGAAGCUGGAGCUGAAGGAGACAGAGAUGGCGGAGAGAAGAGCGGAAGCGGAGUACCAGGGCUUCUUGAAGGACGCGGCCGCAAAACGGUCGGAGGAGAAGUUCGCGCUCGUGCAGAAGCGAAGCCAAAAGGCGACCUUGGCCGCAGAGCUGCAAAACUCAAAGGUGCUGCAUGCUACCACCAAGAAAGAAGAGUUGGCAAACCAGGAAUACAGGCUAGCUGUGGACAAAGACUGCGAAUGGCUGCUUAAGAGCUGGAAAGAUCGCGUUGACGCCCGAGAUCGCGAAGUGGAGGCUUUGAGACAAGCUAAGGCCACCUUGACUGCCAGCUCGCAGGAGCUCUCCCUUGCUUCGCUGGUAGUGAUCUCAGGGGCUAUGGCAAGUUUUGGUGCAGCUCCAAAGACUAAGACGAGGUGCCAACUGGCAACCUGCGUGGUUCUGGUGUGUGAGAAAAAAAGGUGUGAGCCGAGUUGGAUGCAGCUGGCCUGGGUUGUGAAGAAGUUGUCGAUGGUGGACGUGAUGUGCAUGGGUGUCUUGGUGGUGACCUUGUGCUUUUCCAUGUACAGGAAGUAUGUCCUGGUGGAGAUGGGCCUAGGGCAGUGGCUACUUGUUGGCGCCGAAGUGAUUCACUACUUCUUGUACUACACGGUGAAAGGCGUCAUUGAAGUCACGGAAAAGGUUGACCUGGGCAACACAGUCAAGGGCGAUGAGGAGACCGACAUUUCCAGUGACGAGAGCAAUGAAAGCAGCAGCGACAGCGAGGCCGGUGGCGAUUCUCCUGUUUCGCAGAUGAGGUGCGGCAGGGAGACUCCCACGGAUCGCCCCCGUCUGGGCUUGCUGAGCGCAUGCCGACCUGUCACCGUGCUGAGCAUGGUGACACACCUGAAGGUUCAUUCUCUCAGGCACUUCCUGGCCUCUGUGCCGGAGGCUGCAAUGGAGUCUGCAUGGUCAUCCUUGCUGGAAGGCCUGGAAAGCGGGCGUUUGUGUCGGGUGUUGCCGAUUCUUCUGAAGGAGGUGGAGCUGCACCAGACUCUGGCAGCUGUCAUGUCCCUAGUAAAGCCCAACAAUCUGAUUGAGAUCUUGAGCCGAGUGCCACCGGGCCAUUUGCGAGCAGUCUGUAAAGCAUCGCCCGAGUCGAUGGUCCAGUUGCUCUCCCAUACGGAACCUGACAAGGUUCGUGAGAUGGUCAUUCCGAUGCUUCUUGAGCCCCAAACCGUCAUCGAUGGGAGCCUGGUGCCCGUGCUGGCCAAAGUUCAGGACCCCACCCGCUUGGCGAAGAUCAUUAAUUUGGUGGACAAGGAGGUGUUGCUUCAUCUACUGAGACAUGUAGAUGGAGAGCAUUUGGCCACCUUGGUGAAUGCCUUUGAAAAUGACAAGGACUUUGAGGCGGAGGGUGCAGUCAUCAGGCUUCUACAGGAGGCUUCAAAGGACUACAAACUCCUCCAAGAGAAAGUGGCGCCCUUGAUGCGUGAUGUUGCCCGCGUGGUCUGUGGUGUACAGCCUCCAAAGCUUCUUGCAGUGCUGCGGCAAGUGGAUUGUAAUUCGGUGCUGACACUGAUGGCCAGCGCCAAUGAGGACCUGGUUGUCCAAAUUCUGGCUGGGCCCUUGGAUAGCAUCGCCACCAAGACCGCCCCUGGAGUGGCGGAGGUGAUGAACGAGCUGAGUGCCUUCAUGUCCGUGAUGGUCGAGGGAGCUGACCAGGUCUUCGAGGUGGUGAAGUCCAGAACCUCUUCGGAGAUCGAGGCCGUCAGCAACCAGGUGGUCGAUGCUGAAAAAGUGUGUGGCGGGUGA